Molecule: messenger RNA, 4029 nt
Organism: Schistosoma rodhaini
Lineage: Eukaryota; Metazoa; Platyhelminthes; Trematoda; Strigeidida; Schistosomatidae
Source: the annotation of a GenBank genome assembly
AUGAUGGAGAGUAAAAAAUUCAAACCCUUCGAUACAGUCGUAAACUUUAACGAAGACUUCAUUUCAGAUUCCGAAGCACACAUUAAGACAAGUUCUUCAAAAUAUGGUUUUUGUACCAAAGACGUACAAAGAUCGCAGUCGCUAAAUAGUACUGCUGCUCUAGGAUCAUUCAUUCAGGGUCGGGACAAAGACCGAAAACUUUUAGAUCUAAAUGUUACUGCAAACCUUCAGAGUCCUGAGAACAAAAACUUAUUUCAAAACUCAUGUUCCCCCAGUAAACCGCUAAGAUUUAUAGGUUAUCGACCCAUAUUCAGUUCUGCAAAUUAUAUAGACUUAUAUUCUUCCAAUAAUUAUAAUCGUCUCAAACCUGUCGAAUUAUCAUUUCUAGGUUCUCCUCUCUUCAGUUCUUCGACCCAUCCCUAUUAUUCAGAUGGCCGUGUUUAUAACACCACCAAACAACAAGCUAUUCUUGUAUCAAGCUCUUUUACCAACAAGUCCGAGAAGAAACGUAUAAGAUCACUUUCUGAAUUAUCGCUUCAACACGUCUAUCAUAAGGAGAGAAGAAGCGAAGCUGAGACAGGCGUUCAUUCGUCUUAUAAUCAUUAUGGAAAGGGACUGAAUUACCUUCAGCAAGAGCUUAUGGCGCGCACUGAAAAGGCAGAUAAGAUUGCGCAUGAAAUUAUACUGGUGAGGAAUGAAGAAAAACAAUUUGAUGAGCAUUUACAGGAACUAACAAGAGAUGGUUCUGCUAAGACAGAUACUAUUAGUAGGUUGAAAGAAAAAGUUUCUGAGCUAUAUGAGGAAGUGGAGUCCCUUCGACAUUCUCAUCAACAAGCCAUCUAUCACCAAAAAGAUUUACAGAAAGAGAUCGAUACUUUGAAGUGCUCGCGUGAUUGGUACGCAGACCAGCUUCGUUCAGCUCAGUGUGUUCGUGAUCGUAUCCAAAACGAACCUGAAAAAAUUAUCAACUUAAUAAGGGAUAGCAGUGAAAUAAAUCAUCGUUUAGCGCAUGAAAAUGCAUGUUUGCGAGCUCAGUUAGCAUGUAGCAAGGCCGCCUUAGCUGAUGCUAAACGAAAUCUCUCUCGCCAGUUAGAAUCUAUCCGUGUUGACAUGGUAGAACGUGAAGCCAUUUUUGAGCGUAUUACUGCUGAACGGGCUCUUUUUGAGAACAUCAGUCGUCAGCGCGCUGAUGAGAUAAGGGAAUUACAAACUCAGGUAUCGAAUUUUCAAAUGGAACUUAAGGCUACUGAAGAGCUUAUUUCGCUUCAGAAGAGUAAGUUAUUAGAUGCCGAAGAGGCCUUGGCAGUUGCAGAAAGAAAACGCUAUGAAUUACAAAGCCAGUUAGAAUCCUUUGAGAGAGAACAGUUUACGAAGGAAAACUAUCUAGAUGACCAAAUCUCUAGAUAUGGUAUCAUCUUAGAAAGUCUAAAAGAUUAUGAAAACGGUCAUAAAAGUAAGGGCAUCUUGAUUGAUGAGAUUCUCGAAGAAAAAGCCACACUCACUGCAGCUCUCUCAGCCUCACAAUAUGAAAAAGAGACAUUGAAUAAAUACUUGAUAAAUUUGAAGGAUAACUUGUUCAGAGUAGAAGAAAGUUUCGGCAUCCUUAGACGUGAAAUCGAAUUCAAGUCUGCACAAAUUGUGGAGCUCACCACUCAACGAGACAAUAUGGCUGACAAAAUUAAAUUUCUUUAUGACCAGUUAAGUGAUUACUGGAAAGUGAUUGAAAAGUUAAGGCAAGAAAACGAAGAAUCAAAUUCUUCCUUAAAGGUUUUGCUGAUGGGAACUGAAUAUUCCCACAGCAAUCUAAACAAAUUGAAUUUUUCACUCCAAAUGGUUGACGGUGGCUUUGAAACUGUUGCCAAAUUAAAACAUGUAGGAUCGAGUUCUCCUUUACCGAGUCAGAUAAUUACUAAACAACUUACACUUGAGUCGCAGACCAUCCAUUUCUUCCCAGUUGAAAUGGCGACCUUUACAAGUCAAUCAAAUACUGCUUCUUUACCGUCUUCAGUAAAUAAUUUAAGUAAUUCAAAUGCUACACAUUCUUUACACAUUGAAAUGAAUAAAGAUAGUUGUUGGCAAAAUAUGGAUCUAAAUACAAGAUUAUCCAGUGAUACUGCUAGUGACGUACCUCCAAUUUCGCAAAAUACAAACGGUGUACCUGAUUCUAAUUACGACAUCCAAAAUAACGACUCGAACUCACAGGAAAACUAUCCCAAAACACCUUUAGGUUUUGAUAAAAAUAUAUUUUGCUCAACGGAUCCAUCGUCUUUAGUUUCUGUUCAUGUUUUGUCUUCAUACGAGGAAAAUCAAGUGAGAAUAAAUCAAAAAGUUCGUAAUUCAAAUAAUCAGUGUUCUCUUGAAACCUGGCGAUAUAUACAACAGUCACCAGAUAGCCAGAAUGUUGCUAAUGUGGAUUCUGGCUUUCACAUUUCAGACACCUGUAUAACAACCAAUCAGAUAUAUUCUCCGGAUAAUCAACAACGUAAUAUACCUCAUUUAAAUCUAUAUUUCCAUGAUAGUCUGGACCAUACUGAUGAGUAUAAAUCCAAUGUACAACAAGAUAAUUCGUACACGUGUCUAUCUAAAGGCGAAUGUUCCUCGGAUUUCAGUUGUGGUAUUACAAAUCGUAGAAACAACAUUUUAGUUCCUAGAGCCAGUUCACCUUUGGACCACACAACCAAUAAUCUGAACUGUGAUACAACUUAUACAGACCCAUUAGUUAUAUCAGAACAAGAAGUUGCGGAAGAUUCUAUUCACAACUCUGAUCAAUUAUCUCAACAAAAUGUUUGCUUUACUAACAGAAAUGAUACUUAUACGAUCUUAUCUACGGAGCAGGAUACCAGCCGUAAAUGUGCUGUUACUGAGGUCCAAAAUAUUCAUGCAAAUGAUUGGACAGGUAAGGAGUCAUCUAGUUGCUCCAGUAAUUGCCGUGUUAAGAUAAAUGAAAGGGAAAUACCAGUUAAGUUGACAGAUUAUUUUCCAAGUGAUCAUCAGGGGAACCAGACGAAUGAAGUUUUGCACAUUCAGAAUGUAGCCACUACCUUACCACUUGUCACUGAAACUCCAGAGUCAAUACUAUAUAGCUGUUCAUCACAUGAAAAUUCGAACCUGACUGAAUUUAAUGAAAGUAAAACAAAAAGACUGAAAUUAUAUGAAGUUGGGAGAUCAAAUCAGUCAACAGUCAUUUCUAAAAAAGGUGAUCAUGAAUACUGCUCAUGUUCUGUCCCUUCUGAAACACCGAAUGAUUCAUUUGACUUAAGAAUAUGCAAUACCCGUCAGUCUGAUAUCAAUACUUGUUCUUCAGCACACAUAUAUGAUACAUCUGAAGCUUUUCUUCUGUCUACUUUCGAUGAACUGAACUGUGUGAAACGUGAGAGGGACAGUCUUUCCGAACAUGUUUCGGUCUUGCAAAAUGAUUUAGCCAAGGCUGUUGUUAACUUAACAACAUAUCAGAAAGAAGCAGAAAUACAGACGCUUAAUGCUGAACGCGAAAAAGUCGCCCAUCAACAAACACUAGAGGCUCAUCAACUUACUAUUGUGGAACUUAAUAAUGCUAAAGCCGAACUUUUUAACGUGCAAAAGUUAGUUGGUGAACUUCGUCAAGAAGUUAUCUCUUCAAAAGAAGAAGUGGCAUUAUUGCGGGCGCACGAAGAUGAGAAUCGUUCUCUCUAUGAAACGGAAAUCAAUUCACUAAAAUCAAUUGUUAAGGUAACUAGCGAUCACCUAUCAACACUGGCAGAAUCACUCCAUAGUGCGCUGAGUGAAAAAGCUAUACUGCAGAAGGAAUUUAAUCAUUUGAAAAGUAGGAUUCAUGGUCAGUUACAGAAAUUUCGUUUAUUUACUCGUUUGGAGUUAUAUAGCGAAUCUAAAAUAGUCAACCAAAGUUCUUUUGCUUCAUUAGCUGCUCUUGGAAUUAAUUUAGAAAAUCUGGCUAAUGAUAAUUCUCAGAUGACUUUUCAUGCAAAGUCACUUCUCGUAAUAUGCUUGCCAGUGAUUCAGCUCAAAAUAAAUAGUCAUCAGUUGAUAUGA